Molecule: messenger RNA, 549 nt
Organism: Phragmites australis (common reed)
Lineage: Eukaryota; Viridiplantae; Streptophyta; Magnoliopsida; Poales; Poaceae
Product: NAC domain-containing protein JA2L-like
Exons: 3
Coding region: 1-549 (182 amino acids)
Biological process (GO): regulation of DNA-templated transcription
Molecular function (GO): DNA binding
Source: RefSeq, a predicted model, not a curated record
AUGUCUCGGCCAAAUGGCGAAGGAGCGACGGACUACAACGAGGCUCACGUGGGCGCCUCCGACGUCCGGUUCGUCCCAUCGGUCCGGGAGCUCAUCCACGGUUACCUCCAGCGGAAGCUGCAAGCAAUACGUGAGCUGGACAAGAGCUUCGAGGGCAGCUGGUACUUCUUCUCUCCGCGGAGGCGCAAGUACGGCAAGGGAGAGCGGCCGAGGCGGAAAAUGGGUGACGACGCGGGGUUUUGGAAGUCGACGGUCGCCAAGACGGAGAUCCUUGGCGCCGACGGGAAGGAGGUGAUCGGGUACAAGUGUGGGCUCACGUUCCACGAGUACGUACACGAGCAAGAAGUGGGCAAGCUGGGGAAGCGGAAGGGAAUCCGACGAAGUGGAAGAUGCUGGAGUUGGUCUCUAUCAACACCGCCGCUGCGAACCACAUGCUGGUUGUUGAAUGACUGCAUGCUGUGCAAGACCACGAACAAGUCAUUGGAGGAGGAGGAGGGGCAGGAUCCUGGUUUGUCGCAGAGCACGGAGGAGAAGGAGGAGCAGCAGUAA